This is a messenger RNA of Enhydra lutris kenyoni (northern sea otter), 2377 nucleotides long. RefSeq names its product deuterosome assembly protein 1. Lineage: Eukaryota; Metazoa; Chordata; Mammalia; Carnivora; Mustelidae. Gene Ontology annotation, cellular component: deuterosome; centriole. The transcript has 14 exons. The annotation marks the transcript as partial. The record is from RefSeq and is a predicted model, not a curated record. Gene Ontology annotation, biological process: de novo centriole assembly involved in multi-ciliated epithelial cell differentiation; centriole replication.
AAAAAUAAGACCUACUUUAUGGGAUCUUCUCCUUGUGAGGCCGAACUUCAGGAAUUAAUGGAGCAAAUUGACAUCAUGGUAAGCAACAAAAAAUUGGAUUGGGAAAGGAAAAUGCGGGCUUUGGAGACACGAUUAGAUCUUCGGGAUCAAGAGUUGGCAAAUGCACAAACAUGCUUGGAUCAGAAAGGCCAAGAGGUGGGCUUACUUAGGCAGAAGCUGGACAGUCUGGAAAAAUGUAACUUAGCAAUGACGCAAAAUUAUGAAGGACAACUGCAAACCCUAAAAGCUCAAUUUUCCAAACUGACGAAUAGCUUUGAGAAACUGAGACUACACCAGAUGAAACAAAGUAAAGUUCGGCGAAAGGAGUUACCGCACCUCAAAGAAGAAACACCCUUUGAACUGAGCAACUUGAACCAGAAAUUAGAGGAAUUUAGAGCAAAGUCAAGAGAAUGGGACAAGCAAGAGAUACUCUAUCAGACUCAUCUGGUUUCUUUAGAUGCUCAACAAAAAUUAUUAUCUGAGAAGUGUAAUCAAUUUCAGAAACAGGCACAAAGUUACCAAACUCAACUCAGCGGUAAAAAGCAGUGCUCAGAAGACAGCAGCUCAGAAGAUCCUCGGUUGAUGAGCGACCCAGAUCACAGUUGCGAAGCCAGUGAAAGAGAUGAGUUCAUUAUUGAAAAACUAAAGUCAGCUGUGAGUGAAAUAGCAUUAAGCAGGAAUAAGUUACAAGAUGAAAAUCAGAAGCUCUUACAAGAACUGAAGAUGUACCAAAGACAGUGCCAGGCCAUGGAAGCAGGACUCUCAGAGGUGAAAAGUGAGUUACAGUCACGUGAUGAUCUCUUGAGAAUCAUAGAAAUGGAACGAUUGCAGCUGCACAGAGAAUUAUUAAAAAUAGGAGAGUGCCAAAAUAUUCAAGAAAGUAAAAAAAGACUUGAAUCAUCUUAUUCACCUUCUACUAAAGAACCAGAAAGGAAGAGGAAAGAGCUGUUUUCAGUGACCCUAGAUCAACCAAAUCAUGAAAAAGACUUGAACAAGAUAAGAAGGCCACUCUAUCAGGAGGAAGAGGACCAUGGCUCUGAGCAGGAAAGAAUGAGGAACGAAAUCUCUGACCUAACCGAGGAGCUUCAUCAGAAGGAGAUCACUAUAGCAACUAUCAUGAAGAAAGCUGCCCUUCUGGAAAGACAGUUAAAAAUGGAGUUAGAAAUCAAAGAAAAAAUGUUAGCAAAACAACAGGUCUCAGAUGUGAGAUAUAAAGCUGUCCGAAUGGAAAACACACACCUGAAAGGAAUGAUGGGAGAUUUAGAUCCUGGACGGUACAUGACAAGUGAAAUGACUGAUAUUAAGACUAUGGACUUCACUAACAGGGAACAUUCAAGGCAUACAUCUAUUAACAAACUGGAACAUGAGAAUGAAAGGCUCCGAAAUGAUCUUGCAAAACUUCGUGCCAAUGGCAAAUCAGCAUGGGCUAACCAAAAUACCUAUGAGGAAAUGGGACAGUACACCUAUCAAAACCAAAUAAAAAUGGAAAAACAUGAAGAUAGACUUAGCCAAGAUCGUGAGCCAAACCGAAGUGUGACACCUCCUCUACCACCUUUGCCAUUUCAAACCAAAGAAAUGACAAGUCCCCUGGUUAGUGACGAUGAAGUGUUCCCAUUGUCUCCCCCAGAUAUAGUCUUCCCAGCCUCUCUGGCUGCACAGCAUUUCCUUCUGGAGGAAGAGAAACGAGCAAAAGAAUUUGAGAAACUUCUAAAUACGCAUAUUGAUGAACUGCAAAGACAUACAGAAUUUACUCUUAAUAAAUACACCAAGCUAAAACAAAAUCGACACAUAUGAGCUUUUAAAUUCUUUUAUUUGCUUCCCCCACCCCAAGAAAAAAAAGCUCUGGCAAAAUAUUUACAAAGCUGAAUAAUGAAACUGAGAAAUUUUGUUCCGUUUUCUAAGAAAUCAUUUCUGUUAGGCAGCUAGAAAAUAUUUUGUUCGAUAAAGCUGUUUGUAUUUCUACAUUUACAUAGUAAAUUGUUCUGCUGCAGAGUAACGAGAAAAUAAACGUUGACUACUCCAAAAGAGAUUCGUUUCCCAGUCUAAGGAAUAUUGUGGAAUUCAAUAUGGGGCUUUUCCCCCACUUGAAUAGUGUAUACUGAAAACCCAUUUCACCUGUAACAACACAAAAUGAGGGAAAGGGAAUGCCACCUUCCAAAUACCAACGCAUCGAGCACAGCUCACUUGUUCUAGGUCUGGAAACUCGAGGAUUUUUAAGAAUGAAAAGACAUUAUUUUGAGCUUUGUCAACAUCCUAAAAUUUCUUUUAGGAAAAAAAAAACAGUACAGCUUUACUGGUUUCGCGUUCAUCCUUGUAAUGUCUCUGUUUUAACACAAUG